AUGUGCUAUUGUCAUUCGAUCAAGUCAAUACUUGACAUACAUACAUACAUACAUACAGAUCCUACAAUGAAACUUAUGGAUGAUCAAUCGCUCUUCUUCACAACAUCAUCAUCAUCAUUUUUCGAUACGUAUCUUGUCUAUGGCAUUGUGGGAUUAAUUAUUUUAAUUGCGGUUCUCGGCUUAGUCAUUCUUCUAUGUACAUCAUGUUGUUGUUGUUAUUGCUGUUUGACUUCGACGUCGCGUUCGUGUUGUUGUCCGCAGAAUCGUCGGCAUUCAUCGUAUAAAUUACGCGAACGAGCAAAACGUUUAACUCAGUCAACGAAUGGAGAUUCGAAAAAGAUCGGUUUUAUCCGACGUCAUCCAAGUGACAUAGCGGAUUUCUCACAAUUAUACGAUUCCUGUCCACAUUUAAUCAACAGCAAAGCUAUGACGCCAACAGGUGCAAAUAUGGAAACCAGUUGCACAACCAUCGACACAAUUGUCAAUCCGGUCUCACCAUGCAGUUCAUUCCGAUCAUUUGUCGGCUCGGGAACAUUACCAAAAGGGAAUAAAUCGUCAUGUGUACAGAAUGAUACAAGUAAAUUACCAUCACAAACAACGACGGAUAAUAAAACCAAUAAUCUUCCUCAACCUUCAUCAUCACCUACAAAAGGUUCAUGUCUUCGUCCGUUUUCUUAUAUUAAAAAUACGAAUGACCGUGCACAUAUUCUCCGUCGUUUUACUCCUCAUGAACGGUCAACUUCAUCAAUAGCUGUAACCCUCGAUGUCACUCAAUUACCUUCACCUCUAAAUGACGAAUCCAACCAAACUCAUUCCAAUUCCGUUAACAUCUACGAAACAGUUCUUCCACCAGCGAAUCAACCAUCGUUACCUUGCAAUGUUCCAUCACCGAUCUACGAAACCGAAUGGACACAUAGUUUAAGACAACUAAUGAUAACAACUGCAAAUCUUGAAAAAGAAAACAUUUCUAUCAUUGAACUUCCUUCUGUGCCGCCAGAUUUGGUUUCAUCUACAACUCAAUCGACUGAUUAUUUUCAACAGCAGAAUCCUUAUGACAAAUUUUUAGCGUGUCGUUCCACAACAUCCGAUUCGAUGAGGCGAACGAAUAUGCUCCGACGCUUAAAAGACGAUGCUGCUUUUCUUUACUAA
Molecule: messenger RNA, 1149 nt
Organism: Adineta ricciae
Lineage: Eukaryota; Metazoa; Rotifera; Eurotatoria; Adinetida; Adinetidae
Source: the annotation of a GenBank genome assembly